AUGUUGACCGGAAACCAGGAACCGGAAACCGGAAACCGUUGGGUUGACCGGACUUGGGCGUUCUCUCUGGUGUCAGCCAUUCAGCUGCUACUGCCUGGAAAUUGCCUUUCCUGUCCAGAAAUGCAACCCAGUAUCCCCGAGAUUCUUCCCAGCGAGGCCAGUAGGGAUAAAUAUGAGUCAAAAAGUGCACCAGAGCAGGAGCCCACCCCCAAUCGGGAGUUAGAGCCUUCCCAACCGCCACCAUCGAGUAAGCCCCCCCUGACACAAACUAGUCAGUCCCCCCAGGAACCCAAGCAGGGGCCAGACUCUAGCCCCCCAAAAUCUUCUGAAAUACCCAAAGACAGGCGCUGGAACACGAACUGCCUGGAAGCCCCCCUCGCCCAGAACUUCCAAAAGCUGGGCAAGGUAUUAGGUGCAGAUCCCUGGCCUUUCCUGCUGGUGCCUUUGGCCAUGACUGCUCUUCUUGGCUGUGGCUUUAUUUACCUACCCAAGGAAGAAAUAGAUGAUCAGGAACAACAUUACACCCCCAUAGCAAGUCUAGCCAAGGGAGAGAGGAGAUUCGUGCAAACCUACUUCUUCAACCCAGACAAUGAACACUUCUUCCCCUCCAGGCAGAGCCAGGAGACCCAUUUCUUGUCUGUGAUCGUGGUCAAAAAGAAAGGACAGUUGAUGCAGCCUGAAACUUUUGAAAAAAUUAAUCGUUUGGACUUGGAUGUGAGGUCUGUGGAAGCAACAGCUGAAAAUGGAUCCAAGAUCACAUUUGAGCAAGUGUGUGCUUCUUACAACAAACAAUGUGUGGUGCACAAUCCACUCCUUUCCCUCUGGCUGAGAAAGGGAGAUAUCAAUCUGUCAGAAAUCACCUACCCCAUCUACUAUUAUAAUUUAAACAAGAUGCUGGUCUUGGCAGGCUACGUUGGAGGGCCCUUCUUAAAGCCGUAUGAGCAAAAUGGUAAAGCAAGUUCAAAGAUCCAAGCCCUUAGGUUGCUGUACUUCCUAAAAACAGAGAACCCAGUGGACAAGGAGCAGAGCCAAUUGUGGCUGGUGGCAUUCCUGGAGAAAAUUAAUGACAUUAAACAGAAUCUUGAUCAGAACAUCCAGGUGGUCUACUUUACAUCCCUUUCCCGUCUGAGGGAAUUUGAGAAAACAGCUAAGACAGUGAUCCCUUUGUUUUACAUUGCUUAUGCUCUGAUCAUAUUAUUUGCAGUCACAUCAUGCUACAGGACCAGCUGUUUACGAAACAAAAUGGGUGUUGCCAUCUGUGGAGUAUUUUGUGUUGCCUUGUCAGUGAUAAGUGGCUUUGGACUGCUGUUGUUCCUUGGGGUGCCAUUUGUGCUCAUAGUUGCAAAUGCGCCAUUUCUCAUUCUAGGUGUCGGUGUUGAUGAUAUGUUUAUCAUGAUUUCUGCCUGGCAGGGAAGCAUCUUCAUGGAGAAUGUAUCACAGCGAAUGGCUGGUAUCUAUUCAAAGGUGGCAGUGUCCAUUACUAUCACCACCGUAACUAAUGUUUUGGCCUUCUAUACAGGAGCUCUGACCUCUUUCAGGUCUGUACAGUAUUUUUGUGUUUAUACAGGAACAGCCUUAAUUUUUUGUUAUUUAUAUAACAUCACUUGUUUUGGGGCAAUUAUGGCCCUGGAUGGUAGAAGAGAAGUAAUUUGUCUACGCUGGAUGCAAAGCACAGAACUAACUCCCAACCACAGAUGGUAUUCAUUAAAAAAGACCUGCUGUCUCCUACCAGACUCUGAUGAGAGUGAAGAUCACCACAUGCAUCCGGUAAAUUUGUUCUUUAGGGACUAUUUUGGACCUUUUAUUACACACCCUGUAUCAAAAGUUUUUGUAGUGUUCAUAUAUAUUUUAUAUAUCCUGUCUAGCAUAUAUGGAUGUUUUCAAGUACAGGAAGGUUUAGAUCUUCGAAAUUUAGCAAGUGAUGAUUCCUAUAUCAAACCAUAUUUUGAUGUGGAAGAAGAAAAUUUUUCACACUUUGGUCCAAGGGUAAUGGUUGUUAUUACUAAGCCUCUAGACUACUGGAAUAAAGAUACCAGGGAAAAGUUGGACAAAUGUCUGAAGGAUUUUGAAGAGAAUAGCUAUAUAGAUGGAAAUCUUACAGAGUUUUGGUUAAAGGCAUAUAUAGUCUACUUAGAAGCUCAAAGCAAAGAUCCAAAUAAUCAAAAAGUAUUUUUUGACGAACUUGGCCCCUUCUUAAAAGUCAAGAAUAUGUUUCAGUUUGAUGUCAAUAUUACCAAACAUCUAGACCAAGAAAUUCAAGCUUCCCGGGCCUUCAUACAGAGCAUAGGCAUUUCCUCUUCAACCAGUAAGAAGAAAAUGUUGAUACAAUUACGAAACAUCGCUGAAAAGUGUGAAAUUCCUUUACUGGUUUAUUGCAAGGAGUUUAUAUAUUAUGAUCAAUAUGCUGUGGUAAUUGAAAACACUAUUCGAAACGUCAUUAUUGCAUCAAUAAUUAUGUUCUUUGUUUCACUACUCUUAAUUCCUAAUCCGCUGUGUUCCUUGUGGGUGACUUUUGCUAUUGCUUCUGUGAUUGUGGGAGUAACAGGUUUCAUGGCAUUCUGGAACGUCAAUCUUGAUACCAUCUCCAUGAUUAAUCUUGUCGUUUGUAUAGGGUUUUCUUUUGAUUUUUCCGCACACAUUUCUUAUGCAUUUGUUUGCAGUUCCAAACCCUCAGCAAACCAAAAAUCAAUUGAGGCAUUGCAUAAGCUGGGCUACCCAGUGAUACAAAGUGCAGUUUCAACAGUGAUUGGGGUUUGUGUGUUAGGGGUAGCUAAAGCGUACAUCUUUAGGACAUUUUUUAAGAUUAUGUUUCUUGUUAUGGUAUUUGGGGCUGCUCAUGGCCUAAUUUUCAUUCCGGUAUUCUUAACAUUUUUUUGA
Messenger RNA from Suncus etruscus (white-toothed pygmy shrew), 2877 nucleotides. It is a transcript of the gene PTCHD3, whose product is annotated as patched domain containing 3. The transcript is spliced from 4 exons. Bases 1 to 2877 code for a protein of 958 amino acids. The record is from RefSeq and is a predicted model, not a curated record. Gene Ontology annotation, cellular component: membrane. Lineage: Eukaryota; Metazoa; Chordata; Mammalia; Eulipotyphla; Soricidae.